GGACGCAGCCCGGGCACCGGCUGGCUAGAGGAACCCCAGGCCGAGUCAGAGCUUGAGUGAGGCCUGGGAAGGGGGACAAGCUGUCACCCACUGGCCUUGCCAGCCCCGCUUCAAGAUGCUCAGCCUGAAGCUCCCCAGGCUGUUCAGCAUAGACCAGAUACCCCAGGUAUUCCAUGAGCAGGGCAUCCUCUUUGGCUACCGGCACCCACAGAGUUCUGCCACUGCCUGUAUCCUCAGCCUUUUUCAAAUGACCAAUGAGACCCUCAACAUCUGGACUCACUUGCUGCCCUUCUGGUUCUUUGUGUGGAGGUUUGGGACUGCACUGUAUGUGACGGACAUCCAGAGUGACAGCUACUCCUGGCCUAUGCUUGUGUACAUGUGCACCAGCUGCGUGUACCCCCUCGUGUCCAGCUGUGCCCACACCUUCAGCUCUAUGUCCACGAAUGCCCGGCACAUCUGCUACUUCCUGGACUAUGGCGCUGUCAACCUCUUCAGCCUGGGCGUAGCCAUUGCCUACUCUGCAUAUACGUUCCCGGACGCGCUGGUGUGCACCACCUUCCAUGACUACUAUGUGACCCUGGCCGUGCUGAACACCAUCCUCAGCACCGGCCUCUCCUGCUACUCCAGGUUUCUUGAAAUCCAGAAGCCCAGGCUCUGUAAGGUGCUUCGUAUCCUCGCCUUUGCUUAUCCCUACACCUGGGACUCCCUCCCCAUCUUCUACAGGCUAUUCCUGUUCCCAGGGGAGAGUGCACGAAAUGAAGCCACCCUGUACCACCAGAAGCACGUGCUUAUGACCCUCCUGGCCUCGUUCCUGUACUCUGCGCGCCUGCCGGAGCGCCUGGCCCCCGGACGCUUUGACUACGUUGGCCACAGUCAUCAGCUGUUUCAUGUGUGUGUGAUCCUGGCCACGAACAUGCAGAUGGAAGCCAUACUUCUGGACAAGACUCUGAGGAAGGACUGGCUUCUGGCCACCUCCAGGCUCCUCACCUUCCCUCAGAUCGCUGGAGCCGUGCUUCUGUGUGUCAUCUUCAGCCUCAGCAACAUCAUCUAUUUCUCGGCUGCUCUGUAUCGGAUUCCCAAGCCGGAAUUACAUAAAAAAGAAAGAUGAUUCAGACCGUAAGCUGUUCAUGCCAGAUGUUAACAUUAUGCUGCAACACCAUAACCACCAUAAACUGGUGGCAUGGCACUGGCUUAAAAUGGCCCGAAAUAUUUAUAAUGAUUGGUGUCUUGGAAUUUUUGAAUGGUUUCAUGUCAAAAAGGUAUUUAACUGGGGAAAUCUUUCUAGAUGUGCACUGAUCCUAUAUGUGUGAUUUAAAAGGGGAACGUGGGUUCAAUCAAGUCCUUGUUAAGGCAAAUUAUUGAUAUUUCAUUAUGUUUUAAAUUUAUUUAAAUUGAGGUUUUCAGUUCUAUUUAAAUAGUUGGAUUAAGUUUACUACCCUUGUAGUUUUGAAUUCCCCUUUAAAAAUGGAACUUGCUUCAUUUGAUGAAUUCCAUGUCGCAAAGCUUUUCCCAAGAGCUCCUGUAGAGACCUGUCAACUGCUUUGGGAGAUUGACCUGGAAGGGUCACUGGGAUGAUUUGAGAAAGAGGACGCUGGGUCUUUGGGAACCCUGGGGACUAAGACAACAUUCCAGGUUGAGGAGACCCAGUGUGGGGAGGGGUCUUCUUCCCUUCCCCACUUAGUGAAGGGAAUGGACAGAGGGAGAAUCCCCUUUUCCUGCAAGUCCAUUCUGCCUUCAAAGUGCAAGUUCCCAUGUCAUUAUUAAGGAUUUGGAGUUUGUAAGUUUUUUUCUUAAGUCCACAG
Galeopterus variegatus (Sunda flying lemur) is the source of this 1802-nucleotide messenger RNA. It is a transcript of the gene PAQR5, whose product is annotated as progestin and adipoQ receptor family member V. NCBI's taxonomy places the organism in Eukaryota, Metazoa, Chordata, Mammalia, Dermoptera, Cynocephalidae. Gene Ontology annotation, molecular function: signaling receptor activity. Gene Ontology annotation, cellular component: membrane. Bases 116 to 1108 code for a protein of 330 amino acids. The transcript has 7 exons. The record is from RefSeq and is a predicted model, not a curated record.